Messenger RNA from Frankliniella occidentalis (western flower thrips), 663 nucleotides. RefSeq lists its product as uncharacterized. Lineage: Eukaryota; Metazoa; Arthropoda; Insecta; Thysanoptera; Thripidae. The record is from RefSeq and is a predicted model, not a curated record. The transcript has 4 exons. Bases 1 to 663 code for a protein of 220 amino acids.
AUGAACUCCAGUCAUCCUUUCCAUAAAGGACACUCUCUCUCCAAGGAGCAGUCUGUUAGUUCAUUUCGUCCAAGUUUGUCUUGUUCGGCUUCAACUCCUUCCAGUGAUCAUACUACAACAAAAGUUAAUGAUACCUCCAGAGGGGUUUUAAAUAAUCAUGAUCAUGCCACACCCACAAUGGUUCCACCUUCUAAUUCUUCAAGUGCUGCUCUUCAUCCCCAGUCAACAACGCAGAAUCUUAACAGUAGUUCUACCGGUACUGCUCAGCAAAAGUUUUUUCAAUUAAUCCUCAACAAAGUAAACAAGAUUUUGCUGACUCAAAAGAAUCAUACACAGUUGCUGAAUCGACUUGUAGCCCACUCUGGGAUUGAGGGACCAACCACUCCUCGGCCUAGUGGCUGGCCUGAGAAACUUCCUCUACAGGAUGAAGUACAAUUUUUUGCCUGGGAAAGAUUUUUGCGCUCCAACUCCAAUUAUGACUAUGCUGUUAAUUAUUUUAGCAACGCUGUUUGUGAUAAAACAUUUGAAGCCUGUACUAGACAGAUCCUAAUUGAAUUAAUUUCAAAGAGCUUAAAGCAUCACCUAAAUUGGAAAGGGACAGAAAAGAAAUAUGGAAUUAAGGAUACGCGGACUGGCCAACUAGUUUUUGGUUUGUACUUUUAA